Spodoptera littoralis (African cotton leafworm) is the source of this 1950-nucleotide messenger RNA. The record is from the annotation of a GenBank genome assembly. NCBI's taxonomy places the organism in Eukaryota, Metazoa, Arthropoda, Insecta, Lepidoptera, Noctuidae.
AUGGAGCCGAAUCAUAGAAGUUUGCAAAAAUCGAGGCAUUCUCUCGAUAGUGCUUUAGUGUCUAAAAAUGGUUCUGGAUUGUGGCGCCCUUCUUCAAUUGCAAACAUAGCCAGUGACUACCUUAGAAGACCAGACCCAGUACUUCAAUCCGUGCCUGUAAACAAAAUAAGCAAUGGGACUGUUACAAACAAUGUCCAAAGCAACAGUAACAGCAGCAAUAAUGGCAGCAUCAGUCCACAACCGAGCAAUCAUGUAAACAAUGAACAAAGACGUCCAGGAACUCCUACUCCUGCGUUACUUACACCCCCUCAAACACCUACUGAUGAAAAGCCAAAAACUGACAGGAAAUUCUCUCUAAGGUUUGACAAAAACAUACGGAAUACAGUCGUUAAUGUGGUCAUUGUGGAAGCUAAGGGUCUUCCAGACAAACCGCAGGAUGGCGCUUCACACGCAGUCUACUGCAAAUUCCGUUUGGGUUCUCAGUCUUACAAAUCUAAGUCCGUUCCCGCCACAAGACAACCACAAUGGCGGGAAAGUUUCAGGUUACAUCUGCGCAACGAUCAGCUACUAACAAUAUCGUUAUGGGAUAAAGGGAAACAGAAGAAUUUUAUGGGCAGUUGUGUUCUAGACCUGUCGACUCGGGAGAGGGAGCGUACACAUGACAUAUGGCAGGACCUGGACGGAGGCUACGGAUCCGUUCAUCUGUCAGUAACAUUAUGUACCACACGUACGAUACAAGACUCUAAUCAAGCGACCUCGAGCAAUGAACCAAAUGUAGACGGCUUACAGUCAAAAUAUGCAUUUUAUAACUUAACGCCAGACACAAGUAUUGUUGGCCAGUUACAUGUGAAAGUGAUUGGAGCUAAGGGGCUUUAUGGCAAGCCAAAUGCAUACUGUACGUUGGAAUUGGACAAUGAGAAGGUGCAAACUCCAUCAGUCAGUUCUAGUUCGGAACCUGUUUGGAACAAAACCUACGUAUUUAAUAUAUACGACGUGGCAUCGACCUUUGAGCUGAAGGUAUAUGAUCGCUCCAUAAAUUCGUUGCUGUACGACUUUCUGGGCAGAGUGAUUAUACCAUUGCUCAGGAUCAAUAAUGGUGAAGCUUGCUGGUACGCACUCAAAGACAGCUGUAAGAAGAAGGGGGCGAGGGGUAACUGUCCUAGAGUGCGACUGGAGAUGAACAUAUUUUGGAAUCCUGUGAUUGCUUCAUUGAAACUGUUUCGUCCGAAACAGGUGAAGUACAUAACGAAGCCGCCUAAGUUCGAUAUACCACUGAUUUACAAGAACUGCAAGUUCAUCAGAGAUACAUUUGAGGCUCUCUUUUCAUUCAACGAACAUUUUAAGGUAUUUCUGGAAUGGGAUGAUCGAGAGUUAUCGACAACAAUACUUUGUUGCUGGUUAAUAUUCUGGUACUAUUUCGAUCCAUGGAUGACACCAUUGCUUAUUGCAGCCCUGUUCCCAGUCAUAUGGUUCAUUGAUCACAAAUUACAUCAAGAAACGAAACUUCCAAAUGAUGAAGGGCCUAAAGACUGGAACACGGGAGAUGAUGGACAGGGUGGGGAGUCUGUGUCGGAUAAAAUCAAAGGUCUGCCAGAGAUGACACUCACUAUAACAGCGGGUAUAGAAUAUCUGGUCUCGGUAGCUGAAAGAUUGUACAAUUUAGCAACAUUCAAGGUCCCGUUUCUGACUAUCCUGUCAAUGAUAUUGCUAGUCAUAAAUUCAGCACUUCUCUACUUUGUCCCUUAUAAAUACCUCAUGAUGGGAUUUGGAAUAUACAAAUACGGGAGGAAACGUUUGAAUCCAAAUCGAAUACUGAACAAUGACUUAUUGGACUUCAUUUCGAGGAUACCUGACAACAAAAUACUGAGGGAUUGGAAACCACUGAGUGUGCCAGAACCUCAAAACAAUAAGAACUGUACAAGCACAUCUUCAGGGAAAAGUUCAACAUGA